AUUAAUUUGUCAAUGUCAUAAUUGCCAUAAUUGAUCGCAUACUAUUUUUUAUAAAUCGACAAAGUUUAGUUACAACGCAUUUUAAAACUAAUUAACCACUUUUAGUAAUUAAUUACUGGCUGUUUUUAUACACAAAAAUGUCAGACGAUGAGAUGGAACGUUUCGAAAUUACGGACUACGACCUUGAAAAUGAGUUCAAUCCCAACAGGCCUAGGAAAAAAUUCAGUAAACAACAUCAAAUUUACGGUAUAUGGGCAGAUGACAGUGAUAACGAAGAUGAAAAAAGCACCGCGUCCAAGAGGCAACCCAAGAACUACUCUGCCCCCAUAGGAUUCGUUGCAGGAGGAGUGCACCAAGUCGGCAAAAAGAAGGAAAACAACAACCAGGAUAUAAAAAAGGAGGAAUCCGAUGAAGAAGAACCGAGAAACUCCUUUCAAAGAGAUAGUUCUGAUGAAUCGGAGAGCGAUGCUCCUGCUAGAGCAGGUUUUGGUAUGGGCGCUUCGAAGAAGCCAAUACAAGCAACGUGUACUGAAAUAAACGCAGAGAUCGCAGGCCUUCGAACACGAAGUUCAACGAAUCCAUCUCUCAUAAACAAAGGCAUGGGGCAAUGGGAGAAGCAUACGAAAGGCAUUGGAGCGAAGUUACUGCUUCAAAUGGGUUUCCAGCCCGGUAAAGGCUUAGGUAAGGAUUUGCAAGGUAUAGCAGCGCCUGUCGAGGCACAUUUAAGGAAAGGAAGAGGUGCUAUCGGUGCUUAUGGACCGGAAAAGGCAGCCAGUGUACCACAGUUAAAGGAAAUGCCGGUGAAAUCUGAAUUUGGUAGUGAGAAUGAAACCCAAAAAGGAGAAUCGAAAUGGAAGAAAACAGACUCCUUGAGGAAAAAGAGCAGAUACUAUUACAGAAGCGUUGAUGAUGUUAUUGAAAAAGGUAAACGUCCAGGAGCUUAUAGAAAUUUGGGAAUUGCAAGUGAACUCAGCAAAGUUAAGGUGAUUGAUAUGACUGGUCCACAGCAAAGGGUGCUCAGCGGCUACCAUGCUCUGAGCGGGCUGAAAGCACCACCAGGAGUUGAACAUUUCGAGGAUGUGGUCCACAAAAAAUGUUCCAAUUUUGCGUUACCUGAAAUACAGCACAAUUUGGACUUGCUGGUCGAUAUGUGCGAACAGGACAUCAUAAGGAUAGAUAGAAACAGCAGGUUCAACGAGGAUAAAAUAAUAGCUUUAGAACAAGACGAGAAAUCAUUGAUAGAUGCUUUAAACCAGGAGGAUAAAAUGAUAGACAACUUAAAAGUCGUCUUAAAUACCGUUGAAAAAUUAAUGGAUAGCUCGCAAACUUAUUCUCUAGGUCAAAUUGCGGAAAUAUUUAAAUCUUUACAGGAUGAACACUAUGAAGAAUACAUCAAUUAUGAAUUAGGCGAAUUAGCUCCGGGCCUGAUAGGCCCCCUUUUAACGUCGGCCCUUGCCAAUUGGAAUCCCUUGGUUAAUCCAAAUCAAUACGUCGAUGUGUUUGAGCAAUGGCAGGACAUCCUGACGGUGCCUCGACAACGUGGGAAUCUAGAAGGUAAUAAAAUGGGAAUUCAGCCAUAUGAUAGUCUCAUUUGGCAUACUUGGAUGCCUGUUAUGAGAACUUGUAUUAGUUUAUGGAACCCGAGGGACUGUGAUCCGCUCAUAACAGUCAUUGAAGUAUGGAGGCCUCUUCUGCCCGCUUGGAUUGUGGAAAAUAUCAUCAAUCAGUUGUUGAUGCCAAAAAUUAUGAAGGAAGUAAACGAAUGGAAUCCGCUUGUCGAUACAACGCCCAUACACGUUUGGAUUCAUCCGUGGAUACCGAUUAUAAAUGACAAGCUUCAGUUGACCAUAUAUCCUAUAAUUCUGGAGAAACUCGGAAACGCCUUGACGAACUGGCGCCCAUCGGACAGAUCGGCGAAGUUAAUAUUGCAACCGUGGCAGAGAGCCUUGUCUCAAGGCGCAUUCGUCGCUUUUCUACUUAAACAUAUUGUACCUAAACUGCAAUUGUGCAUACAGAAUUUGGCUAUUAAUCCCCAUCAGCAACAUUUAGAACCAUGGCAUUGGGUGAUGGACUGGAGCGAUAUGCUAUCUGUGGGCAACAUGACUCUAAUAUUGGACAAAUUUUUCUUUCCCCGAUGGCUUCAAACUUUGGCUUUGUGGCUAAACCACAAUCCGAAUUAUACUCAAGUUACAGAGUGGUAUUCCGGUUGGAAGAGAAUGUUGUCAGAUGAACUUCUGAACCAACCGACUAUAAAAGAAAAUUUUCAUAAAGCUCUCGAAAUGAUGAACCGAGCUGUCAAUAUUGGCCAGCAACCGGGAGCUAAAGAGUCUAUUUCGUACCUGAAAAAUAUGGAAGAGAAUGGUGUUACAUCGAAUACGGCGAAACCAAGAGUAGAGACGAUUGCGGAGGCGAUGAAAUCUGCUUCGAAGAUACCGCAAGGCUUCAAGGAUCUCGUAAUGAAAAAAUGCGAGGAUCGAGGAAUUUUGUUUGUACCGAUUGCCAAUAAGUAUCACGAGGCGAAACAAGUUUACAAGAUAGGUUCGAACGGAAUGCAGUGUUACAUUGACCGAAAUGUGAUUUUUUACUCUCAAAACAAUUCGUUGUGGACACCUACUUCACUUAAUAAAUUAUUGGAUUCGGCGUAGAUGUUAAGUUUAAAGUAUUAAUGUUUUGUAACUACUUGCAAAAAUAUAAAUGGUUCUUUUCUAA
This is a messenger RNA of Phyllotreta striolata, 2709 nucleotides long. NCBI's taxonomy places the organism in Eukaryota, Metazoa, Arthropoda, Insecta, Coleoptera, Chrysomelidae. The record is from the annotation of a GenBank genome assembly.